Molecule: messenger RNA, 1263 nt
Organism: Rhincodon typus (whale shark)
Lineage: Eukaryota; Metazoa; Chordata; Chondrichthyes; Orectolobiformes; Rhincodontidae
Product: echinoderm microtubule-associated protein-like 6
Exons: 11
Coding region: 1-1263 (420 amino acids)
Molecular function (GO): microtubule binding
Source: RefSeq, a predicted model, not a curated record
AUGGACCUGUGGCAGCGACAUCAGGGGCAAUUUUGGUUUCCCGCUCACUUCUGCGUCCUCGAAGUGGUCCUAGCACCGACUCAUGGCUGCUGCGGCAGAGGUGAAUCUGGGUUCCCAACCACAUCUACGUCUGGUGGUGGACAGACUUCAAGGAGGCAGGAGAAAACCAGUUUAUCUUUCCUUCAGCAAUUGCUGUACAGAGGAUAUGAUUGUAGAAAUAACCUCUUCUAUACUCAAGCUGCUGAAGUGGUCUACCAUGUUGCUGCCGUUGGUGUUAUUUAUAAUCGACAACAGCAUUCACAGAGAUUCUACCUUGGACAUGAUGAUGAUAUCCUCUGUCUAGCUAUUCAUCCAGUAAAGGACUAUGUGGCUACAGGGCAGGUUGGACGAGAUCCAUCAAUUCACAUUUGGGAUACUCAAACUCUUAAAUGUUUGUCACUACUGAAAGGACAGCACCAAAGAGGAGUCUGUGCCCUUGACUUUUCAUCUGAUGGAAAAAGUUUGGUGUCUGUUGGUUUGGAUGACCAGCACACUAUAGUAGUGUGGGACUGGAAGAAAGGAGAAAGACAAGCAACGUCAAGAGGACAUAAAGACAAGAUUUUUGUAGUGAAGUACAAUCCGCACCAUGUGGACAAGCUUGUUACUGUUGGGAUUAAACAUAUAAAAUUCUGGCAACAUACAGGUGGUGGCCUUACCUCUAAGCGAGGGAUAUUUGGUAACAUGGGGAAACUGGAGACAAUGAUGUGUGUUUCGUAUGGCCAGAUGGAAGACAUGAUGUUCUCGGGAGCUGCAAAUGGAGAUGUUUACAUCUGGAAAAGAAAUCUUCUACUCAAGACAAUUAAAGCACAUGAUGGCCCUAUUUUUGCUAUGCAUGCCUUAGAUAAGGGAUUUGUGACAGGUGGCAAAGAUGGUAUUGUUGAACUGUGGGAUGAUAUAUUUGAGAGAUGUCUAAAGACAUAUGCAAUCAAAAGACCAGCCCUAUCACCUGGCUCAAAAGGUUUGCUUCUGGAAGACAAUCCUUCAUUACGUGCCAUUACAUUGGGACAUGGACAUAUACUUGUAGGAACAAAGAAUGGCGAAAUACUUGAAAUUGAUAAAAGUGGACCUAUCACUUUGCUAGUUCAGGAGAACCUGUUUCCUAGAUCAUUCUUUGUCAUUGGUACCUACAUGGAUCCUCUGCUUCCCACUGCAAAUUUCUCUCCAGCCCAGAGCAUAUGUCCAUUAAAAGAUUACUUAACAGCAACAAAGCGCUGUUAUCCUUGA